Vombatus ursinus (common wombat) is the source of this 396-nucleotide messenger RNA. RefSeq names its product calmodulin-alpha-like. NCBI's taxonomy places the organism in Eukaryota, Metazoa, Chordata, Mammalia, Diprotodontia, Vombatidae. Bases 1 to 396 code for a protein of 131 amino acids. The transcript has a single exon. Gene Ontology annotation, molecular function: calcium ion binding; enzyme regulator activity. The record is from RefSeq and is a predicted model, not a curated record.
AUGGCUCACCAGCUGACUGAGGAGCAGAUCGCAGAAUUCAAGGAGGCCUUUUCCCUGUUUGAUAAGGAUGGAGAUAGGACAAUCACCACCAAGGAGUUGUGGACAGUGAUGCAGUCGCUAGGUCAGAACCCGACUGAGGCUGAGCUCCAAGAUAUGAUCAAUCAGGUGGAUGUAGAUGGAAAAGGGACCAUUGGCUUCCCUGAAUUCCUGACCACGACGGCAAGAAAGAUGAAGGACACAGACAGCGAGGAACAAAUUCGAGAGGCAUUCGUCGUCUUUGACAAGGAUGUGAAGGGUUACGUCAGUGCCUCAGAGCUUCGUCAUAUGAUGACCAACCUUGGGGAGAAGCUGACUGACGAGGUGGACGAUGAUCAGAGAGGUGGACAUAGAUGGUGA